Molecule: messenger RNA, 4027 nt
Organism: Myxocyprinus asiaticus (Chinese sucker)
Lineage: Eukaryota; Metazoa; Chordata; Actinopteri; Cypriniformes; Catostomidae
Product: centrosomal protein of 128 kDa-like
Exons: 25
Coding region: 103-3303 (1066 amino acids)
Source: RefSeq, a predicted model, not a curated record
UUCCUGUUAGGCGGCCAGUUCAAGUUGCCAUAGCAGAGGAUGGCGCUGCUAUACGCUGAUCAUCACACAAGAUAACCGUCAAACCGCUGGGCACACGGCGUUAUGGACUCCUCCAGUGAAUCUGACACCUAUGACAUACCGAGAGGGCGUAAAUCCCGGGCUAGAGAGAGCCGAAUUAGACCUGAAAGCAGGUUUUCCAGGGAUACACAUGUAUCAGACAUAUCAGACAAAAUUGACACUUUGGCAGACACUCUACAGGACACAAGCCGAAAUCUAAACAAAGUGGAUCGGAUGUUGGGCCAGUACAGGGAACACACAGAUGACCAAGCUGAAGCCAUGGCGACGCUGAGGGAGAGCUUAGAGGAGUCCAUCCAACACCUGCAGGGGCAGCGCCUGAGGAGGUCCAAUGGGGGGCGGAGCAACUCUCUAUCCACACUGCACACCAGUGAUUUGGAGGACGGCAGCGGCUCAGAUAGGAGACGCUACUUCCCCACAUCACCUCUGAGAGAUUAUGGGAGUGCAGGCACAGGUAACAGAAGACGGUCCAGAUCUGUCGCAGUGCGUUUCCGAGACUCCACUCAAGCUGAGGAGCAGAUUCACUCGAUGCACCAGUCCCUCAGAGACCUGCGGAGCGAUCAGCUCAGACUGGGUGAUGAUAUCGACAGAGAGAUCAGCAGGAGAAACAGGACUGACAUUGAAACCCGGAAGACAAUAGAGAAUCUUGCAGGCCACGUACGGCCAACACCGAGAGAAGAACCCGUGUCGUUACGGGUGGAGAGACGUCUACAGGAAAUCGAAGAUGAGAUGCGCUCGGGGCGACAGGUGCUUUCUCAAAGACAUCCCGGAGAGAAAGGAAAAAACUUAUCUGGUGAACUGCAGGAGGCUUUGAGAAGACAUGACGUCCAAACCCCAGAGGCUGAUGAGACCUUCAGAAAUAGACUGCAGAGAUCAGAGAGUGAGAAAAGCAAGAUAGAGCAGGAGUUGGAGAGACUCAAGAGGAAGCUGGAUCAGUCAGAGGGCGGACGAGAUGCCCUUCUCCAGCAGAUAGAUGACAUGCAUUCACAGCUCCUGAGGACAGAAAAGGAGCGUGUAGAUCUGCAGAGAGAGUUGUCUUCAAUCUUAUCUCAGCAGAGGAGUAUAGGAGGACAGCAGGAGAAAGGAUCUCUGGGCCUUGGCCGUGAACGGACAGAGUUGGAGAGAGAAAUUGAAGACCUAAGGGUGCAGCUGGGUAGAAUCGGAGCGUCCAGCGAGGUCGAAGAACUGAGACGAACCGUUGAGCGAAAAGAGAGAGAGAGAAAUCAGCUUGCUUUCCGGGUCGAGGCUCUCUCUGGAGAUCUGGAGCGACGUGAGCAGCAGCAGGUGAGGAUGUUGGCCCAGCUGAAGGAGAUCCAGUCUCGUUCUGAGGACAGCGGGUCAGAAUGUGCCCGUCUGGAGGCCCAGCUGACAGAAAGCGAGAGGAAGAGAGAGGAGCUGCGCUCAAAAGCUCAGGAGGCCAUCAGGCAGUGGAAGGCCAAAUGCAGGAGACUGGAGCGAGAGCUUCAGGAAAUAAAGGAUGAGAGCAGGAACGACACUGAUAAAGCUAAACGGAGUAAAGAGAGAGAGAGCGUUCUCAGCCAGCAGGCAGAGGGCGCAUGCAGACAGCUCGCUGAUGCCCUCGGGCGUCUUGCUCAGCGCGAGGAGGAUGUACGCCGUCUUGACGUGGAUUUGGCCGAAGCUCGCUCACGGCUCAUCGCUUUAGAACAUGAGAUCAGACAGGCUCAGGAAACCUCACGAGGUCUAGAAGAAGAGGCCCAAAAGCAGAUCUCCCUGCAGACCCGUCUGAGAGAGGAGAACAACAGGCUACAGGAGCGCUGGGAGCUUCAGGAGCAGAGGAGAGACAAGGAACAGAGAUCUCUGCUGGAUCUCCAGGCCUCAGUGAAGAACCUCAGUGCCACAAGAGCCGAUCUCACAGCCAAACUGGCUGAGGCGGAGAGCUCCAGGAAGGAGCUGGAAAAACGACUCGCUCUGGCCCUGGAGGAGAGCUCCUCUUUUGGGCGACAACUGGAACUGGAGAGGGAGGUGCAUCAGAAGGAGCUGAGCCACCUCCGAACGGCCCAGCAGGAGGGCAAAGCCAAAAAGGACAGAGACGUACACGACACGCUCCGAUUAUACAAACGUGAGCGAGAAGAACUGGAGGCUCUUGUCAAAGACCUUAAGAAUAAAGACAUACACAUCUGGAAUGGCAUGAGGUCGGAGGCUGUGGCAGAUAAUGAAAUGAAGAGAGCUCUGCAGCUAAAGCUGGACAAGAUGAAGACAGAAUGUGAUAAACUGACAGAGCAGCUGAGCACCAGUCAGGAGAGUCACACACAGUUGCUCCACCAACACCACAUCCUCAGAAAAGAGCUGGACGUGAAGGUAAAGUUAGCUGAUAGGGCGGAGGAGAGGAGGCAGACCACAGAGGACUCCACGGCGGAGCUGCGCGAGAGAGUCACGGGCCUCCAGAUGGAGCAGGAGUCCAUCCUCCACGCUGUGGGGAGUCAGAUUGACUCAGCCUGCCAGUUCUUGUCAAAAGACUCCGCCGCCAAGCUUGAAGCCAUAAUUCUGACUCCAGGACUGCAGAAGGAUUCCCAUCGCUGGCUGGCUGAGGCUAAGACAAAGCUCCAGUGGCUGUGUGAGGAGGUGCGUGAGCGAGAGGCCAGAGAGAGGAGGAUGAGAAGGACACUGCAGCAGCACAGGGAGCAGAUGAAGGCUCUGAAGCAAAGCAGAGACUUAGAGCAGCAGAGCCUACUGGACCGCAUUACCCAGCAGGACCGGUUCCUUCAAGACAUCCAAUCAGAGAAAAGAGAUCUUCUUGAAAAGAGCCGCAAGAGAGAUGAGGAGGUGAGAAAUCUUCAGGACCGGAUUGUAGAUCUUGAAACGAGCACCAGGCUGGCCUUGGACCAUCUAGAGUCGGUUCCUGAGAAACUCAGUCUACUUGAAAAUUUCAAGGAUCUUGAGGAGUCACAGAGGCAGAGAGAAAUGGUGGAGCAGCGUUAUGCCAAAUACAAGGAGAUUGUUGGUGGCCUGCAGCAUCAGCUUGAGGAAUCUAAGAGGAUGAUUCAGGAAUACAGGGGUGAGAAGUUGGAUGCCGCCUGUCGGAGUCUUCAUCUCACUGGUCUCACAUCAUCCCUGCGCAGUCAGAGCAAUUUCCUGACCAGCACCACACUAUCUAACCAUACCUCACCACACAAGCGUCUUGCCAGCCCAGAUUUGGACUCCAGCCUCAACCAGCAGCACUCUUCCUCUGUCAAUGGUGCAAACUCUGAAUACAACACAAGCAUGUAGUGCUGCCUCUGGCAGUAAUCGCAACCAAUCACAGUCCACUCACUGAGACCUUAUGUGAAAACCCAUGACUACCUCAAAUGCACUGAUGCCCACCGAAUCCUUACAGAGAUGUUUUUGUAGUGAAUACACUGCACACUAGUGCUUUUAGUUAUGUUUAUCUCUAAUGUGUCAUUGCACAGUUACUGUGUAGUGUCUGUAUGACAGUCCAGUUUCAGUUAAUUAUACUAAGGACAGAAGUGCUUAACUUUAUAUUACUUUAUGUUGUAACUUUUUGUGUAAUGCCAAAAAUGCCAAACAGUAUAUUAUAGUCAUGUUUUAUAUGUUUUCAUGAUAUUAAUCCAAAUAUUUACGGCACUGCUCUUGCUUACUGUCAAGAAAUAGUACAAACAAUGUAUAGACAAACUGACAUUUUUGAUAUAAUGAUUUCUUUUAGGUUUUCUUUUUUUUUUUUUUUUUUUACAUGAAUUUCAGGAAAUCUGAAUGUGCUUAAUUAUAGAACCUUUUUUGUAUUUGUAUUUUAUACAUUUUAUUUAUGUAGCGUAUGCAAUUUUUAAGAAACAACUAAAGGGCUAUCACACGUCUGAACUUACUUUGUGAACAUAUUAAAGGGAUAGUUUACCCCAAAAUGAAAAUUCUUUCAUAAUUUUCUCACAUUCAUGCCAUCCUAGAUGUGAAUGACUUUAUUUCUUCUGCUGAACAAAAACAAAAGAUUUUUUAGAAGAAU